Messenger RNA from Pocillopora meandrina, 508 nucleotides. NCBI's taxonomy places the organism in Eukaryota, Metazoa, Cnidaria, Anthozoa, Scleractinia, Pocilloporidae. The record is from the annotation of a GenBank genome assembly.
AUGCGUGAGAAUGAAGGACUCUUUUCGUUUUAUAUCAUUUUCGAUGGAAUAUACGGUAGUGGAAAUGUACGUAUGCAAUUGGAAUCGCCAAUCACAGCACGAUGGUCGUAUCGUAGAGUUUCUCAGAGAGUUAGAAAUUGUAGAGCUCUUGGAUCCGCGUCCUGUCUUUUACGGCAGAAAAACGGUAGCCACGUGACCGACGAGACACAGGGAAUAGAAAGUGCACUACAUAGACGAGACGUCUGAGUAUCCGUUGGUAAACAAAUGCGACAAGUAUCCCGUGGGACAUCUGCACAUUUUUACCAAUUCCGAGAUAGCCGAAAUUUCUCAUUAUUACGGAAUGGCCAAAGUGAACAUUCUAUCACCGUACAAAGUAUUCAAUCUAGCAUUGCCAUAUCGGAGAAGUGGAAAGUUGACAUUUCUGUUAUGUUGCACGUGUGUGUGUUUACGUGCCCUGGUACGGAGAGGGCAUGGAGAGAGCUACUUCGUGUACACCCGAAAUCAGUAA